AGUUCGUUAAAAUUUCGUAAUAAACAUGGAGGAAGAUAGCGGUAGACAGAGGCUUCUCGAUGGAGGACAGCCUUUUCCUUCUUCGUUACCCCAGUCUCCUCCGAACGAAUACGACAAUGCGCUUUAUCACGAACAGGGAAAAAGUCCGAGAGAGACACUUAUCAUGUACUUCUUUAUGCUGUUUGUGAUCAUUAUGGUCAUGAUUACCAUUAUACUGUCUUUGUAUCGUGGUGCAGCAGUGGAUUCUACAUACAUAUUGUUAGGAGUCAGCAUCAUUUCUAUUGGUAUGGUGGAGUUAGUUUUGGUUCACUGGACAAGAUCAGGGGAACUUCCUGCAGAGAAAUUGUGGUUCUUGUACUUCGUGGGAAUCUGUAUCUCUUUGGAGUCCAUUUUCACAGAUGUGCUGUUAUAUCACAGACCUGAACCAUCAACUUAGAGAAAUCACUAGUCUUUAUAUAAUUUAGUUCUAGUUUAUUUAAAUUUACAUCAGCGGAGAUCUAGGUUUGUUUUUUAAUGUCCAAUCAUUGUAGCUAAUGAAUUAUGUUAUAAAUGUUUGGUUUGCACAUGUCACCCUUCUCAUUUUUAAAGAAAAAAAUGGCAAAGGUGAGUUUGUGCUGAAAUACAAAGUGAGUGUGAUUAAGUCCUAUCGAUUGUGAAUUACUGCAAGAUAAUCUGGAAAUUACUCAAAAUACUAAUAUCACCCUUUUGAGAUUUUACAGAGUCAAACCUUGUUUGUUAUUGUUGUUUUGUAUUGAAUAAUUUUUUUGUAUUGAACUUACGGUAUUAUGAGUCAGAGACAAUAUUAUUUAAUCAAUGGUAAAAUUUAGGAACGAAAUGUGGCUAUGGUUUCUGCGCCUUUUCGCUUCCCUUUCAUUCUUUACCAGCACCUUGUCCUCUUCUGUGUAUUCUGUGUCAUUCUGUGAGGGUGAGAAGUUGCAAACACUAACGCGUGCGCUUGUUACAAUAAAUUGUUUCGUGACUUGCGUGACAAUCUUGAAGUUUCGUGAGUAUGGCCUACGUCGCACAACAGCCCAAACCAAAAAUUAAACAGGCAAAAAAUUUUCGGAAAGUUGAAACCGAAACGGGAAGUUCUGAAAAAUGUGACAAUUUUGGGUCGCACUACCGAAAUACAUCAAUAGGUUAAAAUAAACACAGGUGAUCAGAUUUUAUUUCUGGUGCGUGUUGUGCGUAUUGUGAUAAACAUGAACGUAAAUCAGGCCUUUUGCUUUGCUUUUCCCAUUCUACUCCUGUUUGCCUUUUUCAUUCUGUAUCGGCAGCUUUUCAAGUCCAUGUAAGAUGCAGUAAAUAGUUGCAUGUUGGAAUGCUACUAUAAUUAGGUUAGCCGAAAAGUUAGAGAAUCUCAUGCUGUUAAGCAUACAAGUUGAUUUGUGUAACUAGAUGCAUGACUGGUUUUUUUUGACAAGCUAAGUAGUGUGACGGAGUUGAGUUCACUCAAGUGUGACUGAGGUUGAGUUAAACGGCGGUAGUGGUUAUUCGAAGUUUGGCAGAGGCCGUGUAUCAGUGUUUACUGUGACGAGUUGUUUCAGAGUUUUAUCAGCUGUGAAGACUACAUUCAUCAGGAAUAAAUCAUCUUUGUUGCUGUUCCGACA
Molecule: messenger RNA, 1610 nt
Organism: Pocillopora verrucosa
Lineage: Eukaryota; Metazoa; Cnidaria; Anthozoa; Scleractinia; Pocilloporidae
Source: RefSeq, a predicted model, not a curated record